Molecule: messenger RNA, 231 nt
Organism: Neofelis nebulosa (Clouded leopard)
Lineage: Eukaryota; Metazoa; Chordata; Mammalia; Carnivora; Felidae
Product: small ribosomal subunit protein eS27-like
Exons: 1
Coding region: 1-231 (76 amino acids)
Biological process (GO): translation; ribosomal small subunit assembly
Cellular component (GO): ribosome; cytosolic small ribosomal subunit
Molecular function (GO): RNA binding; structural constituent of ribosome
Source: RefSeq, a predicted model, not a curated record
AUGCCCCUUGAAAAGGACCUCCUCCACCAGUCCACAAAAGAGGAGAUGAGGAAGCAUAAGAAGAAGUGCCUGGUGCAGAGCCCCAACUCCUACUUCAUGGAUGUGAAGUGCCCAGGAUGCUACAAAAUCACCCCCAUCUUUAGCCAUACACGAACAGUAGUUUUGUGUGUUGGCUGCUCCACUGUUCUUUGCCAGCCUACAGGAGGAAACGCAAGGCUUACAGAAGGAUGA